Molecule: messenger RNA, 1367 nt
Organism: Girardinichthys multiradiatus
Lineage: Eukaryota; Metazoa; Chordata; Actinopteri; Cyprinodontiformes; Goodeidae
Product: galectin-4-like
Exons: 14
Coding region: 102-1175 (357 amino acids)
Molecular function (GO): carbohydrate binding
Source: RefSeq, a predicted model, not a curated record
CUCCCCUCCUUCAUCUCAUAUAAAGUGAGGCAUCCAGCAGACAUCCGUCCCUGACACAAACACCUGUUUUACUCCUGUUUUCCUUCUCUCUGUCUGGCAUCAUGACAUUUGUCUCUCCUCCGGGCUACCAGCCUGUCUACAAUCCUAGAAUUCCCUAUCUUGGCCCUGUUUAUGGAGGCCUAAGGGAUGGGGUAUCCAUCUACAUCCAAGGAUCUGCUUCUAAAGACAUCACCAGGUUUCUUAUCAACCUUCUUUGUGGAGAGUCUGAGUCCAGCGACAUUGCCCUACAUCUCAACCCUCGGUUUGACGGCUGUGAUAAAGUGGUUUUAAACACCCGUCAGGGUGGAUCUUGGGGGUCGGAGGAGAAGAUCCAUAGCAUGCCUUUCUCCAAGGGCAAGGCCUUUGAGCUGGUCAUCAUGAUUACUUCAAAGGGAUUUCAGAUUAAAGUCAAUGGGAAGGAAUAUUUGAUGUUCCCACACCGUAUCCCUGUGGAGCAAAUUCGUGCAAUCCAGGUUGCAGGAGAUGUUUCCAUCCAAACUAUUAAUAUCAUUGGGGAUGCUGGAGGUGGCAUGUACCCUGGAGGAAUGGGGGGAGGAUAUCCAGGAGGCAGCAUGGGGGGUGGAUUUCCUGAUGGCAUGGGAGGAGGAAUGGGACAGGGAGGAUAUCCAGGAUGCAACAUAGGGGGUGCAUACCCAGGAGGGCCUGGAGGCAGCAUGGGGGGAGGACACCCAGGAUCCCAACUACCGGGUAUGGGCGGGCAGCCGGUGUACAACCCACCUGUACCCUACUCCAGUAUGAUCCCAGGAGGGAUGUACCCUAAAAGGACCAUCAUCAUCAGGGGCAUGAUACCCCAUGGAGCAAACAGAAUGGGCUUCAACUUAGUGGUGAGCAGAUCCCGAGACAUUGCCUUUCACAUGAACCCCAGAGUGAAGGAGGGCGCUGUGGUACGAAACACCAGGACAGAUGGGAAGUGGGGCAAGGAGGACAGAGAGCUCAGCAUGAACCCCUUCAUGGAAGGACAGUACUUUGAUAUGUCGAUUCGCUGCGGGAACCAGAGGUUCAAGGUGUUUGUGAACGGGCAGCACUUGUUUGACUUCUCUCACCGCAUGUCCUUCAGUGAGAUUGACAAGCUGGAGAUUGAGGGAGAUGUUCAGAUCUCCUACAUCCACUUCUGAUUUGCCCCAUAUAGAUUCACAUAACUGUACUUUUCCAUGUCAUUUUAUGCUUUUAUUUCAGAGCAUAUGUCACCUCAUGUCAUGAUUACUUCCUGUUGUGUUAUUUUCAGCAUCCAGCUUUGCAACUCAUUGAUAACAUCAUCAUCAAUCAUUUAAAAUAAAUGAGAAUAAAUCGGUCAGGAUUAAAGCUCA